Plodia interpunctella (Indianmeal moth) is the source of this 2614-nucleotide messenger RNA. RefSeq names its product hepatocyte nuclear factor 3-beta-like. Gene Ontology annotation, biological process: regulation of DNA-templated transcription. Lineage: Eukaryota; Metazoa; Arthropoda; Insecta; Lepidoptera; Pyralidae. The record is from RefSeq and is a predicted model, not a curated record. The transcript is spliced from 4 exons. Bases 17 to 676 code for a protein of 219 amino acids. Gene Ontology annotation, cellular component: nucleus. Gene Ontology annotation, molecular function: cis-regulatory region sequence-specific DNA binding; DNA-binding transcription factor activity.
CUGUGUGCUGUCAAACAUGUCGGCGAAACAGACUGACAGAAAUAAAUGGAGACGAAGAAAGUACUCCAAGUCCGCUGAUGAUGAUAAUGACUGUGCGAGCCUUGCGUGGCUUCUCAACUUUCGGUUGGACGAAAUCGUUAACGUUAAGGUGCCUGAUGAUGAGCCAGAUUUGAAGGAAGAUGUGGUUCCUGAUACCCCACCUGCGCCAAGGAAACCGCCUUAUACAUAUCCAGAGUUGAUAGAACGGGCGUUGAGGGAAAAGGGGGAAUUGACCGUCUCUGCGAUUUAUCAAUGGAUAUCAGAUCGCUUCCCAUACUACAAAGCGAACGACGAGCGUUGGAAAAACUCAGUGAGGCACAACCUCUCCAUCAACCCACAUUUCCGUAAAGGGGCCAGGGCUCCCCAAGGAGCUGGUCAUUUAUGGUCCUUGGCAGCAAACGCCAUUGACUUGCUGCCCUUGAGGAACAACCCUCCAGAGGAAGACAGUAGGACGAGGGAACCGGUGCAAAUGACGAGGAUCAUUGGCUGUCCUAAGGUUAUAGUUCUGGAUGAAGCCGCCAUUGCUGCAGCAAGUAUACUGCCUGACCAAGAUUUAUUUACAGGUGGUACAAUGUUCUUGAACCCAGUGUCGACGGAGCAAGUGGUCCGCGAGUGUGGGCUCAUCACGGCCGACUAGAGCGCCUCAAGUGUCAAUUUAGGAUAGACAACGGUUGACACGACUCCAUUUCGUUCAUUUUAAAAUGAGGCUUUGAACGUAUUAUACAAAAAAUCUUUGACAGAAAUGUACAAAAAACAUUUUAAGUACUAAUAUAAUUUUCAAUAACAAAUAUUGUAAACAUGACUAGAUAUCGACGUCUCGCGUCGCUAUUAUGCAUGUCACUCGAGACAAUGUAAGCAAACGUGCGUGUCUCUGCGUGGUAUUCCUCUAAGCGCACCUAUUGAAGCGAACCUUAAACAAAAAAUGCACCAUUUAUAUUUGGUGGUCAUGUAACCACUACAAUAACUUUAAAAUACCCUAAGCAAAUAGGUAUAAACUAAUAAGUACUUUAUAGGUUUUAGGUUCAUUUCAUAUUCGAAUGAAGAUACAUCUUCAAACGCUUUAUCUUUAAAAAGAAAUUAUUUCAUUCAAUGCAACUUUUUAUAGAUACAAAAUUAAACACAUAUAAUUGGUUAAUUUUGAAAUACCAGCUUGAUUACAUUAUAAACAACAACGUGUAUUCGACGAAUUUUGAUAACUCAUAAAAUUUUAGUUUCAUGCAAAAAUAAAUCUAUAAUUAAUUAUCCGUCCCAAAGUAAAUACCGAAGUGGACCGCGGGCGUGGCAAACGGGUGAGGUCCGACGGCGGCGCUGUCGCGUAAAGAUAGGAUAAUAAUAAUUUAGUCACUUUUAUCAAAUAUUUUGAGUUAUAUCAAAGCUUAUGGAACACAAGCUGUGUUGUUUAUGACUGUUCAAAAAUAACCCUUUUAAUCUUUUAGAAAAAACUAAAAACAAUUUUUCAUGUCAAAAUCCAACGUACACCCUCUCCAAAGCAAAGAUCUCCAAUGAAACAAUAUCACAUUACAACAUUUUAAUGCUAACAGCCAUAACAGAGGGCUCCCCGGGCUACAGACAGACCGACAUGAUACGGACAGUUGAAUGUGUAAUGUGUUCUUUGAAAAUUUAAUUCCACAUUUUCCUAGAUGCCUUUGUCCAUUCAAAAGGAUUUCAUCUGUAUCGCUGAUUGUAUUUAGCAAACAAUUUUGUGAUUUAAAAAUAGUUUUCCGCUAUGUUAUUUUUUCUCCUCCCUCUCCUCUUGUAGCCGCGAAAUCAGAAACAAGCGACUGCGUUUAGCAAACGCUUUAUGAUUGAAAAUAAGUUUUUAUUUGUUCGUCUUUCGCUAAACGAAGAUGCUUGUUUCCAAUUUCGUUUGGGGCUGUGAGAGGAUCUUCUUCAUAGUCGUAUUCCCCAUGUCUCACGGUCGUGGUCAUUACGUGGAAUUAAACACACACAACAACUUUCUUGGCUUUAGUAAUGGAGUGGUUUGCCAUUGCCUUCUCCAUUUCACACACAAAAUAAUAAUCAACCAGUGUGCAGGUUUCCUCACGAUGUUUUCCUUCACCGGAGAGGAUAGGGAGGAAGAAAUAAAGCCGUGAAGGGCCUAGACCUAUGCCCAGGUCCAGGGUCGAUCAGCGUAAAAAUACAUAAUAGUCGCCUACUAAACUAUUAAUAGGUUAAAAAUGUACCACUUACCUUAAUCACCAUUACGUCAAAUUCUAUUUACUUUAAUUAAUUUACAAACUGACAAAGAUUGCCACGAAUAUAAUUUUCAAAAUAUUUACUGAUAUAAUUAUUACAACAUUACCUUAUCAUUUAAACGUCUAAAAAUACCAAGCUCAAAUAGAUUUUCAAGCUUUGAUUUUAAUUAAGUAAUUAAAUUUGGUAAAAGCAGUUUAAUAGAUUUUUAUUUUCGAUUUUAUCAGCUUUCUAUCGAGAUAACAUAAUUAGGUUCACUUGAAAGCAUCAAUUACAAAAUUCUUGAAAUUGUCGUCGUUUCAACCGUUGGUAAUAUAAAUAAUAUAUUAAUUAAUUACUACUUAGAGAUCUCACUAUACUAUGUAAAGAUAAGGAUUGAUGU